Chinchilla lanigera (long-tailed chinchilla) is the source of this 2071-nucleotide messenger RNA. It is a transcript of the gene Zmat1, whose product is annotated as zinc finger, matrin-type 1. The record is from RefSeq and is a predicted model, not a curated record. Gene Ontology annotation, molecular function: nucleic acid binding; zinc ion binding. NCBI's taxonomy places the organism in Eukaryota, Metazoa, Chordata, Mammalia, Rodentia, Chinchillidae. The transcript has 6 exons. The coding region runs from base 32 to 1888 and encodes 618 amino acids.
CGGCGGCGGCAGCGGCAGCGGCGGCUCCGCUAUGUCGGCGGCCGGGAGGGAGGCCAGUAGUUUUAGAGUAGACACCCGCCCUUACCCAAGAGAAGAUGCCAAUAAGAAUGAGCAGAAAAGGGCUGGACUUUUUACAGAUCAUUUUUGUCAAAUAUGUGGAGUGGUGCUGCAGAACAGAGCACAAAGGAAUUCACAUUAUAAGAGUCAAAGACAUGUUCAAAAUGUUAUAUUUUACUUUCAAGUGCAUAGGGAACAAAGUGCACUAUACAGUAAGAAAAUGAAGAGGCAUGUUAGGAAUUCUCAGGCACAUGAGAGUGGACUACUGGACAGAAACAAACAUUGUAAUCUCUGCAACAUGAAUUUCAACUCUGCAAUCGUUGCUCAGUCUCACUAUGUGGGAAAGGUUCAUGCUAAAAAACUGAAGCAAUUAAGAGAGAAACGUAAUCAGGUACCUCCAUCAGCAUUUCAGCCAGAGAGAGCAGUUAAUAGGAGAACCUAUUUUUGCCAGAUUUGUAAACUCACCUUUACAUCUUUAGAUAUGUUCCGGAAGCACACACAGAGAAGUGGGCAUCAGAUUAAAGACUCUCUUGCCAUCAAUCUAGUGAAGAAUACAAAGAGACAAGAUGGUUACCAAAAUGAACGUGCAAAUUACAUCAAAUUUCAGAAAUACAGGAAAUUACAGUCCAAGACUCAUUUCCGAAGAAUGGAAGAAAACCCUUUGGAAGCUCUUAGGUCCAGGAGAAUGGUUGAUUCCAGAGUUAGUAAUAAAAUACUUGAACACAGAUUCCCAUUUGAUACUUGCCAGCUAAACCCAGGACUGUACAAUAAGUCACAAGCAGUAGGAAACCAGUUACCUUAUUACUCACCAGCUCAUUCAGAGAAGACACAUGACUCUUUCCAAGAUGAACUUGAAGACUAUAUCAAAGUGCAGAGAGCUAGAGGGCUACAUCCACAGACUUGUUUUAGAAAGAUGAAAGAAAAUACAGUGGACUUUGGCCACAGAGAAAUGUUUGAUUUUGGACCCAGACGAAAAACGUGUCAGCAAAGUUCUUCAUUUGAGACUUUCCAUACCUCCCAACAGCCAUACAGUAGCUCCCUGGAGGAGGGUCUCUUACCUCAUUGGUUACCAGCUCAUUCACAGAGGACAUAUAAGUCUUUUGAAGAUGAGCUUCAUGAUUACAUCCAACUGCAGAAAGCGAGAGGAUUACAGCCAAAGUCCUGUUUCAGAAAGACAGUCAGUAGCUCUGGGGAAACUCCCAGGUACACAGAAAGGUCUGACAGUGGACCCAGAUAUAAAAUGUUUGAGCAAAGACUCCCAGCUGAAAGCUACCAGAGCUACACAAGCCCAUACCGUAGUUCCCAAGCAGUGGAAAACCAGUUUCUUCAUUGUUUACCAGUUCAUGGCAGCAAACAGACCCUUGUGAGCUAUCAAUUCACUAGAGGCUAUUUUCCAGAAAAACCAGUACCUCUGAGCUUUAGUCAUCAGGAAAAUAAGUCUGUCCCGUACAGUUCAGAAUGCAAAGUUUACAAGCACUUCUCUUCAAAAAUCCAUACUAGUGACCCUCAAGAAAGUUAUAAAUGGCAACAUCAGAAGAGACAACGGCAUGUGGAGAAAGGCAAAGAAAGACCAGAGAAGGAGCAGUCCAAGCAUAAAAGGAAAAAGAGUAAUGAAGAUACGGAUUUAGACAAAGACAAGAACAUCCACGAAAGUAAAAAGAAGGAAGAAAAAAUCAAGGUCAGUUCGGGAAAGCUUAAGCAUCGAAAAAAGAAAAAAAGCCAUGAUGUAACUUCUGAAAAACAACCUAAGCACAAGAAAGAGAAGAAGAAACGUGUUGAGGAAAGGACUGUAGAGGAAAUUCUUUGGGAUGAGUCAAUUCUUGGAUUCUGAACUUUCAGUUUAUCCAAGGAUUAUAAAAAGGAAACAGGAUAAAGUUAGAUAAAGACAGGAGCAUCCAACAAAAAAGGAGUGAUAGAUAGUGUUCGACUGGGAAAACUUGGUUGUGUGUGUGUGUGUGUGUGUGUGUGUGUGUAAAACUUUAACUGAAAGAUGAAACAAAAAGCCUAAAUCUAG